AUGGCGGAGGUUUUCGUUGUCAGAUCCGAGGAUGAGUGGGGGACUUUUCUCCGCAGCGGAAAAGUGUUCAUUGUGGAUUUCACAGCGACUUGGUGCGGCCGUUGCCGGUCAAUCGACCCGGUUUUUGACAAAUAUGCGACUCGAUAUUCAUCCAUCACCUUUCUUAAAGUGGAUGUCGACGCUCUUUCGGCAGUGGCAGAGCAGUUCAACAUUACCACCACGCCAACCUUCCUUGUGUUCGUGAACGGGGAGAAGGCGGACGAAGUUGUUGGAGCGUAUCAGGCGAAGCUACUUGAGUUGAUCCAGAAGUACGCUUCCUAG
Closterium sp. NIES-65 is the source of this 321-nucleotide messenger RNA. NCBI's taxonomy places the organism in Eukaryota, Viridiplantae, Streptophyta, Zygnematophyceae, Desmidiales, Closteriaceae. The record is from the annotation of a GenBank genome assembly.